AUGGCAUCGAAAGAGCUGCCUUCAGUCCGCGCGAAUCCGGACGAACACGAGAGGUCCGUCUCAGAUGGCGAUGUCGAGAUGGAGAAGAAGCGACGGAAGACUCGUCGACGUCGUGCUAACAAGAACCGCUUUAAGCCGUACCAUUCGCUGAGUCCAGAGGAGAAGAUGGCGCUGGAUGCCGCUGAGACAGCCAGAUCGGAGCGUAGAACGCGUGAACGGUUGGUUGCAACCUAUUAG
This is a messenger RNA of Strongylus vulgaris, 237 nucleotides long. Lineage: Eukaryota; Metazoa; Nematoda; Chromadorea; Rhabditida; Strongylidae. The record is from the annotation of a GenBank genome assembly.